Staurois parvus is the source of this 564-nucleotide messenger RNA. The record is from the annotation of a GenBank genome assembly. NCBI's taxonomy places the organism in Eukaryota, Metazoa, Chordata, Amphibia, Anura, Ranidae.
GGAAAGCGUCCGGACUGGAAGGGGGGGAAAGCGUCCGGACUGGAAGGGGGGGAAAGCGUCCGGACUGGAAGGGGGGGAAAGCGUCCGGACUGGAAGGGGGGGAAAGCGUCCGGACUGGAAGGGGGGGAAAGCGUCCGGACUGGAAGGGGGGGAAAGCGUCCGGACUGGAAGGGGGGGAAAGCGUCCGGACUGGAAGGGGGGGAAAGCGUCCGGACUGGAAGGGGGGGAAAGCGUCCGGACUGGAAGGGGGGGAAAGCGUCCGGACUGGAAGGGGGGGAAAGCGUCCGGACUGGAAGGGGGGGAAAGCGUCCGGACUGGAAGGGGGGGAAAGCGUCCGGACUGGAAGGGGGGGAAAGCGUCCGGACUGGAAGGGGGGGAAAGCGUCCGGACUGGAAGGGGGGAAAGCGUCCGGACUGGAAGGGGGGGAAAGCGUCCGGACUGGAAGGGGGGGAAAGCGUCCGGACUGGAAGGGGGGGAAAGCGUCCGGACUGGAAGGGGGGUGAAAGCGUCCGGACUGGAAGGGGGGUGAAAGCGUCCGGACUGGAAGGGGGGGAAAGUGUCCGG